AUGGCCCGAUUCCCUCGGGGGCUGGGGAUUCGGCUGGGAGGUGGAGGUGGAGGUGGUGGUGGUGGUGGCGGUGGCGGGUUCUUGGUUCGGCAAAUGGGCCCAAGCUUGAAGUUGGAGCUUGAGCAUGAGCAUGAGCUUGAGCUUGAGCUUGAGCUUGAGCUUGAGCAUGAGCUUGAGCUUGGAGCUGACACUUGGUUGGACCUUGGCUUGGAGACUGGCUUGGAGACUGGGGCUUGA
Ustilaginoidea virens is the source of this 237-nucleotide messenger RNA. RefSeq lists its product as uncharacterized. The transcript has 2 exons. The record is from RefSeq and is a predicted model, not a curated record. The coding region runs from base 1 to 237 and encodes 78 amino acids. NCBI's taxonomy places the organism in Eukaryota, Fungi, Ascomycota, Sordariomycetes, Hypocreales, Clavicipitaceae.